UUCUUUUAACAAAUUCAUAAUUAAUUUUUAAAACCAUCAAAAUAAAGAAUAUGAGUGAAUCGACCAAAAACGUCAUCGAGGACACCAAAGAUCAGGAGAAAAUGUGCCAUUGUGACGCGGACUUGACUGUUGAGGCCUUAACCGCCAAGUACGACCUCCCUUUAAUCAAUCGCGAAAUGAUUUGGCCAGCUAAAUAUUAUUGGGAAAAUAUGGCCUUGGCCUAUUUCCAAAUGUACAAUUCAGCGAUGAAUUAUGAGAACUGCAUGGGUCUAGGUGGUGACCAGUUGCCACCACUGAACCACAUGGCAACAAGCUAUAACACUGAAGAACAGCAUUCAAACGAAGGAACUAAAAAGAAGAGAAAGUUCUCGAAUACUCUCGAUUAUGACAACUCUGAGUAUACAGAAAGAAGAUCGAAGAAGGCAAAAUCUGAUGUCCGUUUGAAGACCCAGGAAAGAAGACUAAAGGAGCAGAAUUUAGAAUAUGAGUCCAGAGAGACUUAUAACCAAAAGACAAAGAGGACCAGUAGAGUCCUUGUCUGUCUUCAUGAUGGGUGUGGAAAGGAGUUCAAGAAGACAAGGAACCUUAUUAUCCACUCUAGAGUUCACACCAAGAUUAGGCCCCAUAUCUGCCAGUAUUGCAGCAAAGGGUUUACCCAACAAUGUAACUUGAAGAAGCACAUUGAGUUGCACUUGAACGGAACCUUUAAGAACUCAGAAGUAGUUGCUUAAACUAUAACAUAUUGCAUGAAGGACUUCUAAAGGUGUAUUGGAUUCAUUCUGGUGAAAAAUCUAGAAUGAAUAACUUCAUGAUUUCUGAUAGAUGUCAGGAUCUCUAUAGAAUAAGAAUCACCAUUGGAAGUCCAAACAAAUUUAUAAGAUAGUCUUAUUUAAUAAUAUUCCUCACAUUCUGGGUUGUACUAUUAGUUAAACACAGUUUCA
This is a messenger RNA of Moneuplotes crassus, 941 nucleotides long. The record is from the annotation of a GenBank genome assembly. Lineage: Eukaryota; Ciliophora; Spirotrichea; Euplotida; Euplotidae.